Molecule: messenger RNA, 1694 nt
Organism: Paramecium sonneborni
Lineage: Eukaryota; Ciliophora; Oligohymenophorea; Peniculida; Parameciidae
Source: the annotation of a GenBank genome assembly
UAUAGAUUGAAAGUGUAUGAAACAAUAGCAUUUUUUGGAACUUAUAAAUUUGGAUGGUAUAACAAAUGUUGAAUCAAUUACUUUGAUAAAUAAUUUUAGAUAAAUAGAAAAGCAUGGGAGUUAUUUAUAUAUUAUGAUCAAAAAAUAUAACUUAGAAAAGGAGAUUAAUUAAAUAUGUUCAAAUAAGAUUCAACUGUAGUUAUGGUAUUUAAAGCAAAUGGAAUAUAGAGAAAGGUUAAAGGUGUAGAUGGAGAAAGGUAUUCGGAGAAGUAAGUUGAGUUUUGAUAAAAAUAUAUCAAUUUUAAUUUUAAUGGCAAUAUUAAGAAUAAGAGAAUAAGAAGUAUCAUAUUCUUAUCUCUACAUUGUUGUGUCAUAUAUAGUGAUAAAGUAUCUGUUGGAAUAAUUUAUUAAUCUAAGACAAUUAGAUUAAUUAUCAGUGAAACAGAUGCCAAUUCAUAUUGAACAGACUUUAGGGAUUACAUAGAAAUAAUUUAAGAGAAGUCAAAGAUUUUAUUAUGAUAAAUUGUAAAAUAGAUUGAGAUAUUGUUUAGAUCAUUUGAAAUGUAUACAAAAUCAAUCAAAACAGCAAUCGAGAUAAUUGUGAUUUUAUGUGGUGUGAUGCCAUUCAUUUGGGAAAGGACUGUUACAUUCUUCAAAAUGGAUCCAAAUUCAGAGGUAAUUCCAUUUUGAGUAUAGUUUUAAAGAGGAUUGGCAUAUAUCUUUAUGGAAUUUCUACGCCUCAAAUUAAUUGAUGUUCCUAAUAAUUUUUAUAACACUCAUGUUAUAGAAAAGAGAUAUGAUUUAAGUCAAAUAUCAUUUGCACUUUAAUUUAGUGAUUUAGUCAUUGAAUCAGCCUUAUGGGUAGUCUUUGUACCUAUAUUACUAUAUUCCUACUUAUAUGUAGCUGAACUUGGAGGAGAUUACUUUUUUAUAGCUGUAUAUAUAAAAUUAAGUAUAUAUUUAGAUGUAAUUCUUCGUACUAUUUAUGGCAAUAGUAUCAAGUCUUGUCUAUCCAAAUUAUAUUUAACCUUUAUUCAAUGAAUUCGAAGAAUUAAAAGAAACAGAACUUAAAUAAGCAAUUAGUCAAUUAGCAUUAAGAAUGAACUUUCCUUUAGAAAAGAUUCUUGUCAUGGAUGGAUCUAAAAGAUCAGAUCAUUCAAAUGCUUAUUUCUUUGGUAUGUACAGUAAACGUAUUGUACUCUAUGACACUCUCAUUAAUAAUCUUACUAAUGAAGAAAUUGUUGCUGUUGUUGCUCAUGAACUUGGACAUUGGAAAUAUAAACAUCCUUACAUAAAACUGUUUUUCUUUUGUAUCAAAAGUAUUUCAUAAUAUAUAUGAUUUAGUUCUUAUUACUUUUUAUAUCUUUGGUUUCUAUAGAGAUUCAGAUGUUGUGUUUUUAAGUUUUGGAUUUAAAGAGAAAUCAAUCUUUAUUGGUUCUGCUUUAUUUUUCUCUCUUUUUGAACCCAUGAAUACAUUAUUUCAAAUAUUUGAACUCCAUCUAUCACGUUUCUUUGAAUAUUAAGCAGAUAUCUUUGCCAGCCAUCAUGGUCUUGGAUCUUAUUUGAUGAGUGGACUUGUCAAAUUAUUCAAAUAGAAUUCUACCAAUUUAAUGAUAGAUACAGUCUAUUAAUGGUACUAUAAUAGUCAUCCUUCAUUAUUCGAACGAUUAAAGUACUUAAAUAAAUUGAGAUGA